This is a messenger RNA of Pangasianodon hypophthalmus (striped catfish), 1940 nucleotides long. It is a transcript of the gene btc, whose product is annotated as betacellulin, epidermal growth factor family member. Lineage: Eukaryota; Metazoa; Chordata; Actinopteri; Siluriformes; Pangasiidae. The transcript is spliced from 7 exons. The coding region runs from base 319 to 891 and encodes 190 amino acids. Gene Ontology annotation, biological process: positive regulation of mitotic nuclear division; positive regulation of cell population proliferation; epidermal growth factor receptor signaling pathway. The record is from RefSeq and is a predicted model, not a curated record.
GCAGCCCCGCCCCCUUUUAGUGAGGAAACCUAACCUGUGUGCGCGUGCACGCCGUGCUUCGCACUGGGCCAGCUAACUCUGCUAAGUCAUUUACCUCAGGAGAGUCAAGCCAAGUUCACCGAGCUAAAAAUGUAGAAUAUAACUUACGUAACUCUAUUUUGAGGGUAUAUCUGAAUGUACGCCGGUACAGCAGGGCUGGGGGGCCUGAAUUAGGGAAUAAAGCGACUCGUUGGUGUUCUGUUUAAAGAGAGAGAGAGGGAGAGAGGGAGGAGGUGACCUGAAAAUGAACUGUUGAGCUGGAGCUGUGACAAAUGACAGAUGGAGAAGACACACAAUCUGCUGCUGGGGAUUUUUACAGUUGCCCUAUGCAAAUAUUCACUGGCUGGAUGGAAUACGACGAGGGACACAGCAAAUAAGACUGUGUCCUGCGGUGCCCAUGACAACAGCGGCAAUUGCACAGUCUACAAGCAAAAAAUGGGAGAAACAACACAGGAAAGCUACACAAAGGAUAUCCUCCAAUGGAGUGGCCAUUUCUCCACGUGUCCUGACGAGUAUGUACAUUAUUGUGUCCAUGGGACGUGCCGUUUUGUGCAGGAGCAGAACACGCCCAUCUGCAGAUGUGAGAAUAGAUACAUCGGUGCCAGAUGUGAAUAUUUUGAUCUCGGCGGGUUGGUGGGCGAACGGAGGGAAAUAGUCAUCAUUAGCAUUAUAUCUGGACUGGUCAUUCUCCUUCUCAUCAUUGUCUUUAUAUGCAUCUGUGCACACAGAAGGCUAUAUCGAAAAAAGAGAAGAAAACAGGAGAAAAGGGAUGAAGUGGAGCGGCUGAACACACUAAACACUAAUGAAGCUCCACCUGCCAUCGGAGAGGUGUCUGACACGAACACAGUAUGAGAGCUGUAAAACCAGUCUACAGGGAGUUCCUGCUGGACAGGAAGACAUCCUGCCUGAUUAGUGAACCUGAAGGCCUUUAAAUGGACCCAAGGGAUGCAGCAUGUGAUCCAACUCCAGUCUUUAUUAUAAAUCAGCUGCAUUUGGGAGUGACUGCAGAGGCAGGAAGGUAAACAGCAAAAGACUAUGUGCUAUGUACUAUUUUCCAGGCUAUAACACCAGCAGCAGUGUGUUUUGAAUGUUAUGGGCAUAGGAUCAGGAAUCUCUGUCUUUUGUAUAACAAGAUUUACAGAUCACCAGAUCUUUCAACUGUAAAAUGGAUCUGUUUUUCUGUAAUGCCCCAAAGGACAAUUUAAUAGAUGGCUAUAUUACACAAGUGGAUCCUUUUAUAUAAGAAAGGUAAUGCCUUGCAAUGGGGGGAAAAAGAAAGAUGUCUUUUCAAGUAAAAAAAAAUGAAUAUAGUCAAAUGUAUCCAACAUUUCUCAUUGCGAUUAUGAUAAAACAAAUACAAGAUUAUGAAGGCGAUUUGAAGACAUUUUUACUCGUUGGACUCAUGUAAAGCUUGGAACUGUCUUCUACUGGCAGAUAAUUUUACAGUAUGCUCAGAAAUACUGAACGAAUUGUUCUACCAAUAGAGCAAGACAAUAAAGGCUUAAUCAUCUUGCAUUUAUUUUAAUAUCACAAUAUGGAAUACUAAAUACAUUUGGCUACAAUCAUGAUAUUUUUACAGAGAUAUCAUUGCAGUGUGGAGAAAAAUCUCAAAACUCUUUGGUGGCAAAGUGCAAGGAGACUAGACUACAAUCGCAUCAUUCAAAGGCAGUUACCUCAGAAUCAAGAUACUAGUUACUGCAAUGUUUGAUGUCAAAGAAUUUAAACAUUUCUAGCAAAUACACUGAUCUAUUUAUUGCUUGAAAUAUGUAAAAUAAAAAAAUAUAUAUAUAUAAUAACUUUAUUCUGCUAAUGUAGUGUUAUGUGCUGUUUUACUUGCUGUGUAGAUAGAACAUUCCAGUAAAGUUGAAUCUAUCAUAAAAUAAAAUGAAGCAUUUUUGUCA